This is a messenger RNA of Rotaria sp. Silwood2, 882 nucleotides long. The record is from the annotation of a GenBank genome assembly. Lineage: Eukaryota; Metazoa; Rotifera; Eurotatoria; Philodinida; Philodinidae.
AUGGAGACAGAUAUUGAUGAUUUGUCUUUUCAUUUGAGUACAUUAAGAACUACUCCUAAUGAAAUAGCAAUGUUAGAUAAUCGUCAACCAAUAUCAACUUAUAUUCUCCCAUCAAUGUCAUCAUGUCCAAUGGCAACCGAUAAUUAUAAUCAUUUACUUAUUUAUCAUCAUCAAACAUUAAUAUUGUUGAGUCUACCAAAGUUUGAAGUUAUAUUUUCUAUAGCAAUUACUCCAUUUAUUGAAAGUCCAAUAUCAGAUAUGUGUUUUCAUUCGAUAUUAAAUUGUUUUCUUUUAUCAAGUUCAAAUACAAUUUAUUCAUUAUCAUCUAAUAGACAAAUUGAAAUAAUUCAUAAAUUUUCUAAUAUAAUUUGGUCAAUAACAAAUACAUCUAAAUAUAUAUUUAUUUGUUAUUUAUUUGGUUUUUCAAUUGAACAAUGGGAAUUCAAUUCUAAUAAUGGAAAUUUAUUAAAUACAUGGUUAAAAGAUAGUUUAAUUGAAUCUUUAGAUAUAGGUAUUAAUUGUAUUCGAGCUGUAAAUCAAUAUCUUGGUAUGACAAUAAAAGAAAAUAAUUUUUCUUGGAGAAUUGAUAUCUUUGAUGUAUUAACGAUGAAUAAAAUACGUCGUGGUAGAACAAUUCAACAAGAAAAUGAUUUCAAAAAUUGGAUUGGAAUAUUAUAUCCUAUGGAUCAUUAUCGAUGGUUAUUUGCUGAUGGUGAUCAAGGUUUAUAUUUAAUUGAUCAAACUGAUCCGCAAGAAUAUAAACAAAACAAUAUUAAAAAAGUAGCGUGUAAUAUUUGUUUGAUUCAUGAUAUAAAUAGUAAAACAUAUUCUUCAAUUGUUGUUCAAUCAUAUGAAGCAUUACAUUUAUAUGAUUUACAGUGA